Molecule: messenger RNA, 757 nt
Organism: Lagopus leucura (white-tailed ptarmigan)
Lineage: Eukaryota; Metazoa; Chordata; Aves; Galliformes; Phasianidae
Product: aldehyde dehydrogenase family 3 member B1-like
Exons: 6
Biological process (GO): aldehyde metabolic process
Cellular component (GO): cytoplasm
Molecular function (GO): aldehyde dehydrogenase (NAD+) activity
Source: RefSeq, a predicted model, not a curated record
GCUGCAGUGUUGGGGUGCUAAGCAGGCUCCCCAAAGCCACCCCUUCUGGGUAAGGCUCCCAUCAGGCCAAACAGCUGUGGAAGGUGUACUGUGCAGCCCCGUGCUCCUCCUCGUUGCUCCCUGAAGCUGUUGGUUCCUGAACGCAGCUUGGCAUGGAGCAGCCUCUUGAGCAUCCCGGGCAGCCCACGGAUGGUGAGGCUGGCACAGCUGGUGGGGAUGACGGUAGCAUGAGUGAGAACCCCUAUGCGGGGCUGGUGAGCCAACUGCGGGCAGCCUGGCUCUCAGGGAGGACACGCUCCUUGGAGUACCGCAUGGCACAGCUGGAGGCCCUGGGCCGAUUCCUGGAGGAGAAGAAGCAGGACAUCCUGGAGGCCGCCGCCUUGGACAUGCGCAAGCCACCCUUCGAGGCUGAGUUCUCUGAGGUCCUUCUGUGCAAGAACGAGCUCAAUGAAGCCCUGAACAACCUGUCCCGGUGGAUGAAGGACAAGCAUGUGGACAAGAACCUGGUGACGCAGCUGGACUUGGCUUUCAUCCGCAAGGACCCCUAUGGGGUAGUGCUCAUCAUUGGGCCCUGGAACUACCCCAUCUACCUCCUCCUGGUGCCCCUCAUUGGGGCCAUCGCUGCUGGUAACUGUGCCAUCAUCAAACCCUCAGAGCUGACCAAGAACAGUGAGAAACUCAUGGACGAAGUGCUGCCCAAAUACUUGGACAAAGAGUGCUUUGCCGUGGUGACUGCUGGUGUGGAGGAGACCACCAG